CCGUCAGCCCACCAUUCUCUUUGGUCUCACCAUUUCCCGGGGAGCCCUGGUCCGAUCCGAUCCCAACGCCCGUCGGCCAUCGCCACCGGUGGCAGAUCUAGAUCGGAGACAUCCCCCCGCUGCCGCACUCCACCCCAGCGACCCCGACAUGGAGGCUGUCCCCGCCGCCGAGACCCUCGACGGGCAGAAGGAGCGGUUCGACCUCGGGGUCUUCGUCGGUGACCUCGCCCUCGACGAGGAAGUAGCCAGCGAUGACGAGUCGCUGGAGGGGCUGCAGCAGGAGCUCGACGACUGCAAGAAUGACGAGGAAGUUGCAAACAUCCUGGCUAAUGGCAUCAAACUGCGCGAGUACACGAAAGGGGUUGAGAAUGACAUUCGCCAAGUUGAGCUGGAUUCUAUACAGGAUUACAUUAAAGAAAGCGAGAACCUAGUUUUGCUGCAUGAUCAAAUUCGUGAUUGUGACAAUAUUUUGUCACAAAUGGAAACUAUUCUUACUGGAUUCCAGACAGAAAUUGGUUCCAUAAGUUCAGAGAUAAAGGUCCUUCAGGAGAAUUCUAUGGACAUGGGAUUAAAGCUGAAAAAUCGUAAGGCUGCAGAGUCUAAGUUGUCAAGAUUUGUUGAGGAUAUAAUAGUGCCACCAAGAAUGAUUGAUAUAAUUGUUGAUGGAGAGGUCAAUGAUGAAUACAUGAAAACACUAGAGACUCUAAGCAAAAAAAUAAAAUUCAUUGAAGCGGAUCCCAUGGUUAAAUCAUCCAAGGCUCUAAAAGAUGUUCAACCUGAGGUUGAGAGACUUCGGCAGAAAGCUGUCUCAAAGAUUUUUGAAUUCGUCAUCCAAAAGUUCUAUGCCUUGAGGAAACCAAAAACUAAUAUUCAGAUUCUACAACAGAGUGUUCUUAAAUACAAAUACACAAUAAUUUUCCUUAAGGAACAUGCUAAGGAGAUAUAUGGAGAAGUUCAGGCGGCUUAUAUUGAUACCAUGAAUAAGGUGCUGAGUGCACAUUUUCGUGCUUACAUACAAGCGCUAGAGAAAUUACAGCAGGACAUAGCAACUUCCACCGACUUACUUGGAGUCGAAACCAGAAGUACAGGCUUCCUUUUCUCCAUUGGAAAAGAACCUCUGAAAGCCCGCUCUUCAGUGUUUGCUUUGGGUGAAAGAAUAAACAUCUUAAAGGAAAUCGAUCAGCCAGCAUUGAUACCCCAUAUAGCUGAAGCCAAGUCACAAAAAUAUCCAUAUGAAGUUCUCUUCAGAAGCUUACAAAAGCUUCUAAUGGAUACAGCUACUUCGGAGUACCUUUUCUCUGACGAUUUCUUUGGUGAAGAAUCCAUAUUCCAUGAUAUAUUUGCAGGACCAAUUCAAGUUGUUGAUGAGCAUUUUAAUGCUGUACUCCUGAACUGUUACGACGCUAUAGGCAUAAUGCUUAUGAUCCGAAUAAUUCAUCAGCACCAGCUUAUCAUGUUUAGGCGGCGAAUUCCAUGUUUGGACUCUUACCUGGACAAGGUUAAUUUGUCACUCUGGCCUCGCUUCAAGAUGGUGUUUGACUUACACCUGAACAGCCUUCGAAAUGCAAAUAUUAAGACUCUUUGGGAGGAUGAUGUCCAUCCGCACUAUGUCACGAGGAGAUACGCUGAAUUUACAGCUUCUCUAGUUCAUCUCAAUGUUGAACAUGGAGAUGGUCAGCUUGAUCUUAAUCUUGAGCGAUUGCGGAUGGCUAUUGAGGACUUGCUUGUUAAGUUGGCCAAGAUGUUUGCUAAACCCAAGUUGCAAACUAUUUUCCUGAUAAACAACUAUGAUUUAACAAUUGCCAUUUUGAAGGAAGCUGGAACAGAGGGUGGCAAAACACAACUUCACUUCGAGGAUGUUCUUAAAAGCAACAUUGCAAUCUAUGUGGAAGAGUUGCUCCUGGAGCAUUUCAGUGAUUUGAUCAAAUUCGUCAAAACUCGUCCAGCGGAAGACACGGCGACAAGCUCAGAUAAAGCCAGCGUUGGCGAUGUUGAACCAUUGGUGAAGGAUUUUGCGAGCCGGUGGAAGGCUGCGAUUGAGCUGAUGCACAAAGAUGUCAUCACAUCUUUCAGCAACUUUCUGUGCGGCAUGGAGAUCUUGAAAGCGGCGCUCACGCAGCUCCUGCUCUACUAUACCAGGCUCACCGAGUGUGUCAAGAGGAUCAACGGUGGCUCUGCUCUCAACAAGGACUUGGUGUCCAUAUCCUCUAUCCUGUAUGAAAUCAAGAAAUAUUCUAGGACCUUUUAGUCGAUUCCUCCCUGCGAUGUACACUAAGACGACCAGACGAGGGGCGGUCAUGUAUUCUUACAUUGUAAUGACAAGUUGAUAUAUGCUACUGCAGAAGACAGAACAUUUUGUUGUGAUUUCACGAGGGGUCCCUUUGCAGCACAGAACCAUGUUUUUCUGCUAUUGUUAUAUGUAUAAUCAUAAGCAGUUUGUCGCCAGGAUAUA
This is a messenger RNA of Phragmites australis (common reed), 2452 nucleotides long. Its product is annotated as vacuolar protein sorting-associated protein 52 A-like. The record is from RefSeq and is a predicted model, not a curated record. The coding region runs from base 149 to 2248 and encodes 699 amino acids. The transcript is spliced from 19 exons. Gene Ontology annotation, molecular function: syntaxin binding. NCBI's taxonomy places the organism in Eukaryota, Viridiplantae, Streptophyta, Magnoliopsida, Poales, Poaceae. Gene Ontology annotation, biological process: Golgi to vacuole transport; endocytic recycling; retrograde transport, endosome to Golgi. Gene Ontology annotation, cellular component: GARP complex.